AUGGGGGAGGCAAUCACAACCCACGAGCAGGCGACUCUUAUCAAGGCAGAUCUGUUGAUCCCCGGGCGUGGAGAGCCGCUGCACGAUGCUGCCCUUGUAGCGAACAGGGACGAGAUCCUCUAUGUUGGACCUCAGACAAACAUUCCCAGUGAAUACACAACCCUCGAAGCUACCCAUGUCCCUGUGCUGAUGCCAGGGAUGUGGGAUUGCCAUGCCCACUUCCUCGGCAUGAACAGCUUCUCGAUCCACGAAAGCGCCUUUGCAGACCCUGUCUUGGUUGGAGCCAGGAUCUCCCGGGAUGCGACAGAGUAUCUCAAUGCCGGUUUCACGUCUGUCCGAGAAACCGGAGGAUAUGGCAUCCAUCUUGACAUGGCAGUCCAAGAAGGGAUAGUUAUUGGACCUAAGAUCUAUUCCUGCGGUGACAUCUUGAGCCAAACAGGAGGCCAUGGUGAUGUGCACGAUAUGCCUCUCCACGCGUUCACCGGAAUCUGCUCCCGUGGCUAUAUGAGCACACUAUGUGACGGGGUGGACGAAUGCCUCAAAGCUGUACGCACACAAAUACGGAAGGGUGCCUGUUUUGUCAAAAUUUGUGCCAGCGGCGGUCUUGGUACUUUGCGCGAUAAUCCCAGUCACCAACAAUUUUCGGACGUUGAGAUUCAGACUUUUGUCGAUGAAGCCAAACGCAAUGGUCGCAUUGUAGCAGCCCAUUGUCACGGAAAACCUGGGAUUCUAGCCGCAUUACAUGCCGGUGUACGCACUAUUGAGCACGGGACAGAACUGGACGACGAAUGCAUCGAGUUGAUGUUGAAGAAGGGUGCAAUCUUGGUUCCUACAAGAUCGCUUCACCAUGUGUCACUGGAACUCGGCAAAUGGACCAGUGGCCCAGCAUUCAAAAAGUUACAGAAGGCGGUCCCUAUCCACGCGCAGGCAUACAGCAAAGCCAUCAAAGCGGGAGUCAAAAUUGCACUUGGCUCAGAUCUUUUCCUCAGCUCCCCUGGACACAUGGCUUCGCAUGGUUCAGCAGGUCUAGAAGUCAAGUUCGCGGUUGAGGCCGGCAUGACACCCUUGGAGGCAAUCGAGGCCGCUACAGCCAACUGCCCGGAUACGUUGGGAGAACAAGGCCCUGCUAACGGCUCCGGACAGUUGAAAGAGGGAUUCGCGCCCGACUUUAUCGCAGUGGCAAAGGACCCACUCCAAGACAUCAAUGUUCUCACUGACACCACAAACAUCACCCAUGUUUGGCGUGCUGGAAAGCUAUACAAAUCGCCCGCCACACCAAUAAUUCCGGUGGCACUACAGAAGAAGUGA
This is a messenger RNA of Exophiala mesophila, 1308 nucleotides long. RefSeq lists its product as uncharacterized. The transcript has a single exon. The coding region runs from base 1 to 1308 and encodes 435 amino acids. NCBI's taxonomy places the organism in Eukaryota, Fungi, Ascomycota, Eurotiomycetes, Chaetothyriales, Herpotrichiellaceae. Gene Ontology annotation, molecular function: hydrolase activity, acting on carbon-nitrogen (but not peptide) bonds. The record is from RefSeq and is a predicted model, not a curated record.